AGCGCCACAACAUAAUUCUGGCUUCAAUCUUGAGCUUUAAUUGUAAUGGAAGCAUUUUUUUCAUCAAUCGACCUUCCAAAUUACGAUCCUGAUAAUUGGGAAAUAACAUUCUCGAUGUUAUCUCGUCCGUGUAAAUCAUUUAAUGAUAUCAAGAAAUUGAUUAUAUUUUUUUCUUCAAUAGAUUAUACAUCGGAAUCAUCUCUUUUAACUUUAUUCAGCGAAAAUAAUGAGAAUUUACCUAAAUUAGAUCAAAAACAUUAUGAAGAAAUAGUAUUUCCUGAAUUGGUUAAUAUAGCAUUAGAAUUACCUAAACAUUUUCCUUGUGGUAAAAUAAUUUCAAAUGAUACUCAUGAAAAAACGGAAGGAUUUGAAAAAAUAUUUUUAACACGAAGAAAAAUUAUUUGUUUGUUAUCACACAUGUUCUUAUGUACUAUGUCAGAUAAGAAAACCCAUCUGGGAUCAUUUAAAGAAUGGAAUUCAAGUGAAUUACCUUCCGCCAAACUUUAUUUAAAAGUAUUAAUGAUUUAUUUUAAUAGGAUAAUAACAAAUAAUUACGAAGUUGAUAUGAAUGAUGAGAUGGUAAUUUGUCAUAAAUCAUUAAGUGACGAAAUGAUUCCGAUAUGGGCAAAUUCCAAUAUUUCUUUAAUAAAUUCGAUUAAAACAAAUACUUCCGAUAUUCCUGGUAAAUUUGAUGAGAUUGAAAUUGAUCCAUCAAAUAAAUUAAUUGGAUUUGGAAAGUCUGGUACAGCAGAAGAAAUAUUAUUUGGUUGUUCACCAGAAUUAUGUGUUCUUACAUUAUUUUGUAAUUCAAUGUCAAAUAAAGAAACUAUAUUAAUUAAAAAUGUUAAAAAGGUAAUACAACAUUCAGGAUAUGGUCCAUUUAAGGUUAAAUAUAAACAUGAAAUUGAAAAUUGGUGGAAAUUAUCAAAUCAAAAAGUAAGAUGCAUUAUUGCUAUGGAUGCAUCUGAAUUUGACCAUAUUGAUUCAUUAAAAAAUUCUUUAAUAUUACAAUUACAAGAUAAUUCAUUAAUUAGAGAAUUAAAUAAAGCCUAUUGUGGAUUUUCUUGGAAUCAAAAUUUCAAAAAUAUUAAAGAUAUUGGUAUUGGAUUUUGGGGAUGUGGUACUUUUGGUGGUGAUAAAGAUAUUAAAUUUGUUAUUCAAUGGAUUGCAGCUUCUCAGAUUAAUACUAAUAAUAAUAUGAAAUUAAUUAUAUAUACUUUUAAUAAUAUUGAUUAUAAGCAAAGAAUUAUAAGAUUUAUUGAAAAAUAUAAAAAUUCUUUAGUAAAAGAUUUAUGGAAAUUACUUAAAAAUUAUGAAAAUUAUAUUAUAAAUUUUAAUGAUAAUGAAGAGCAAAUUUUAUCUUUAUGUACCUGGGUUUUUAAAAUUUGA
Rhizophagus irregularis DAOM 181602=DAOM 197198 is the source of this 1389-nucleotide messenger RNA. RefSeq lists its product as uncharacterized. NCBI's taxonomy places the organism in Eukaryota, Fungi, Glomeromycota, Glomeromycetes, Glomerales, Glomeraceae. Gene Ontology annotation, biological process: ATP generation from poly-ADP-D-ribose; nucleotide-sugar metabolic process; regulation of DNA repair. The record is from RefSeq and is a predicted model, not a curated record. Gene Ontology annotation, cellular component: nucleus; cytoplasm. Gene Ontology annotation, molecular function: poly(ADP-ribose) glycohydrolase activity.